AUGGAAUAUACUGAUGAAGAUGCUGAGACUCAAAUUGAGACUGAAGAUGGAGAAGCUUGGGUUGCGACUCAUAGUGCAACAACAAACAUUGAUGAAAUUUCUCAACAAAUUGAAGGUGAAGAGGACGAGGUCACUAAAAGAAUGAGCAAGUCUACAUUAUCACCAUCAAACAAUACCAGAAAUUCAUCAUAUGAAGAUAGCCCAAGUGAUAAAAUUCUUCAGGUUCGAACAUAUGAUUUAUUCAUCACCUAUGAUAAAUAUUAUCAGACACCACGAAUGUGGUUAUUUGGAUACGACGAGGAACGUCGACAUUUGACAUCAGCACAAAUAUUUGAAGAUAUUUCACAAGAUUAUGCAAAGAAAACA
Messenger RNA from Entrophospora sp. SA101, 366 nucleotides. The record is from the annotation of a GenBank genome assembly. Lineage: Eukaryota; Fungi; Glomeromycota; Glomeromycetes; Entrophosporales; Entrophosporaceae.